UAACCCUAAGUGAACGUGAGAUAUAGACAUCGCCGCACCCACGCUCAUUUCACAAGCAGCGAAUCACACCUCCGUUUCCUCCGCCGAGAUGGAAUCGUCUAAGAACUCUCUGAUCCCUAGCUUCCUCUACUCCUCCUCCUCGUCUCCUCGAUCCGUUCUCCUCGACCAGGUCCUUAACUCCAACUCAAACGCCGCGUUUCAAUCCCCCAACAACCUCGAGAAGAAGUCUCCUUCUCCGACGAUGGUGUCUCGCAAGAACUUCCUCAUCGCCUCCCCCACUGAGCCGGGGAAAGGGAUCGAGAUGUACUCUCGCGAUUUCUACGCCGCGUGUACCGUCGGUGGGAUUCUCAGCUGCGGUCUCACUCACAUGGCCGUCACACCUCUCGAUCUCGUCAAGUGCAAUAUGCAGAUUGAUCCGGCCAAGUACAAGAGCAUCUCGUCUGGCUUUGGGGUUCUGUUGAAGGAGCAAGGAGUGAGAGGCUUUUUCCGUGGAUGGGUUCCUACACUGUUGGGUUACAGUGCUCAGGGCGCUUGCAAGUUUGGGUUCUACGAGUUCUUCAAGAAGUACUACUCUGAUCUCGCUGGACCCGAGUUCGUGGCCAAGUACAAGACGCUUAUCUACCUUGCUGGUUCUGCUUCCGCUGAGGUUAUUGCCGAUGUUGCGCUUUGUCCCUUUGAAGCUGUCAAGGUUAGGGUUCAGACGCAGCCUGGGUUCGCUAGGGGGAUGUCUGAUGGGUUUCCCAAGUUUGUCAAGUCUGAAGGAUACGGAGGGUUGUAUAAGGGUCUUGCUCCCCUCUGGGGUCGUCAGAUUCCUUACACGAUGAUGAAGUUUGCGUCGUUUGAGACCAUUGUGGAGAUGAUCUACAAGUAUGCUAUCCCCAACCCGAAACACGAGUGCAGCAAAGGACUGCAGCUAGGUGUUAGUUUUGCUGGAGGGUAUGUUGCUGGAGUGUUUUGCGCCAUUGUGUCUCACCCUGCUGACAAUCUCGUGUCGUUCCUCAACAACGCUAAGGGAGCAACCGUUGGAGAUGCGGUGAAGAAGAUCGGAAUGGUGGGACUAUUCACCAGAGGGCUUCCUCUGAGAAUUGUGAUGAUAGGGACGUUGACUGGAGCUCAGUGGGGUUUGUACGAUGCCUUCAAAGUGUUUGUUGGCCUGCCAACCACCGGUGGUGUUACUCCAGUCCCUGCCGCCAAAGCCUAAAGACUUAAAUGAUGAUGAAAAUGGUUAGGAUUUUUGUUUGGAAAGAAACAAAUAAAAAAAAACGUAUGAUGAGGCAGAGUGAGCUCAUCCUCCGGAUUCAAUCUGUUAUUAUUUUUUUUGAAAUUUGUGUUACUUAAUUCAGGAUUGUUCCCAAACUCAAAGAUAGAGAUAGUGGGAACAUCCAUUUUUACUACUUUUGCUCUGUUAAAUUUCAAAAUCUCGUUUUGUUGCUAUUUUUGGUUGGUCUCCCCAACUUUACGACUUUACUAUUACGCCAAGUGUUACUAUUUUGUUUU
This is a messenger RNA of Brassica oleracea var. oleracea, 1497 nucleotides long. RefSeq names its product mitochondrial phosphate carrier protein 3, mitochondrial-like. The record is from RefSeq and is a predicted model, not a curated record. The transcript is spliced from 6 exons. The coding region runs from base 89 to 1201 and encodes 370 amino acids. Gene Ontology annotation, biological process: mitochondrial phosphate ion transmembrane transport. Gene Ontology annotation, molecular function: phosphate transmembrane transporter activity. Lineage: Eukaryota; Viridiplantae; Streptophyta; Magnoliopsida; Brassicales; Brassicaceae. Gene Ontology annotation, cellular component: mitochondrial inner membrane.